UCUUCCUGCUGAUGUGUGCCGCGAGCUGACCGAGACCUUGUGCAUCAGGCGAAUACUCUGAUAUUAUUCAUGGGGUGUGGAAAGUGUAACACUGCAGGAUAAUCAAUCGCCGAUAAUAAAAUAAGACGCGCUAUGGAUUAUGAAUGAACAAAUGUCCCGCGCAGGCCUUGGAUCAUCCUCUUGUCCGCCUUCGGAGGCUUGAAAGACGCCGGCAUCACAUGCACUCUAUCUACAGCACUUACGCGUCCAAUUGCCCUUCAGCUUUCCUCCGAACAAGCCGCCUGCUCGUACCAGAGUUGGCAACUGCUACGGUAGGAUCACAUCUGCUUUCACUCCGAGCCGCGUCGGUGGCGGCGGGGUACGUCGCACAGUUCCCCCCGCAAUGCCGCCUAGUUAAACGCCUCAUUCAACUCGCAGCUCCAGAUCGACGACCAUACGGCUACUUCACCGACCACAUUACCAACUCAGUCGCACACACUAGCACAAUGGCGUUGCUGAGCCCCCACCGGAGCGCGCGGUGGUGUGUACAGUGGAAGGAAGGGUAUCGCGGGCCGGCGCAUUGGCUCGUGGCACGCCCAUGGAGUCGGGAAAGACGAGGGAAAAAACUUGGUGCUCUUCCGCCCCGCGCCGCGAAGCUUCCGCAUCCCGAAGGAGGGGGAACCGGGGCUGUGGGUUCCAGUGGAGGGGAAGCCAAUCACGCACGAGAGGGGUGAUCGUGCGUCACUGCUAUCGAUGUCCUGCAUUCGAGCAUUGGACAGUCUCCUCGGAGCUGGGGGUCUAGGGUGAAGCAGGAUGGUUUGUAAGAAUGACGACGAUGGCCCUGAUUGUUUCCCGUGGAUGCCAUGCCUUGGUCAGACCGGCAAUCCGGCGUUCCUGAGAUGCGUGGCCGCCUCGCCCCCGCCCCGGCGGGAAUUAAGAAAACGUGGUACGUGUU
Molecule: messenger RNA, 934 nt
Organism: Neohortaea acidophila
Lineage: Eukaryota; Fungi; Ascomycota; Dothideomycetes; Mycosphaerellales; Teratosphaeriaceae
Exons: 1
Coding region: 144-713 (189 amino acids)
Source: RefSeq, a predicted model, not a curated record